Molecule: messenger RNA, 747 nt
Organism: Diaporthe citri
Lineage: Eukaryota; Fungi; Ascomycota; Sordariomycetes; Diaporthales; Diaporthaceae
Exons: 2
Coding region: 1-747 (248 amino acids)
Biological process (GO): protein import into mitochondrial matrix; protein folding
Cellular component (GO): PAM complex, Tim23 associated import motor
Molecular function (GO): protein-folding chaperone binding; adenyl-nucleotide exchange factor activity; protein homodimerization activity
Source: RefSeq, a predicted model, not a curated record
AUGCUCAGACAAGCGCUCGUCACUCCUUCCAGAGCUCUCCGCUCUUCAGCCCGAUCAAUCGCCCAGAGGCCUCUGGCCCGGCCCCAGACUAUCAUAGCUCCUCUGGCAACACGGAGUGCACAACCCGCCGUCUCGAGAUGGUACAGCGAUACCCCCAAGGCUUCGCAAGAAGCCGAGACGAAAGCGGACGAAACAGAGGCCAAACCAGCAUCCGAAGGAGAGGCAGCACCAGCUGAGGACCCGGCUGUGACAGAGCUGAAAAAGAAGCUGGAUACCAAGGAGAAGGAGGCCGUGGACUGGAAGGACAAAUGCCUGCGCUCCAUCGCAGACUUCCGCAACCUCCAAGACCGGACCCAGCGCGAGGUCAAGAACGCCCGCGAGUUCGCCAUCCAGAGCUUCGCCAAGGACCUGGUCGAGAGCGUCGACAACUUCGACCGCGCGCUCUCCAUGGUCCCCGAGGAGAGGCUGAAGGCGGCCAAGGAGAACGACGAGCUCAAGGACGUCGUCCAGCUGCACGAGGGUCUCAAGAUGACCGAGAACAUCCUCAUGAACACCCUGAAGAAGCACGGCCUGGAGCGCUUCGACCCCGUCGGCGAGAAGUUCAACCCGAACGAGCAUGAGGCUACCUUUAUGAGCCCUCAGGAGGGCAAGGACGAUAACACCGUCUUCUACGUCCAGCAAAAGGGCUUCAAGCUCAACAGCCGGGUGCUGCGCGCGGCCAAGGUCGGCGUCGUCAAGAACAAAUAG